This is a messenger RNA of Planococcus citri (citrus mealybug), 2592 nucleotides long. Its product is annotated as prolyl endopeptidase-like. The coding region runs from base 158 to 2413 and encodes 751 amino acids. The record is from RefSeq and is a predicted model, not a curated record. Gene Ontology annotation, cellular component: cytosol. The transcript is spliced from 17 exons. NCBI's taxonomy places the organism in Eukaryota, Metazoa, Arthropoda, Insecta, Hemiptera, Pseudococcidae. Gene Ontology annotation, molecular function: serine-type endopeptidase activity; oligopeptidase activity. Gene Ontology annotation, biological process: proteolysis.
AUAACGUAUCAAUAUCAGCCCAACUUUUGAUUUCCGACACGAUGAAUUCAAUAUUCAAUAAUUUAUAUGAACACACUUGUGACACUAGUGUAGAUAAAUCAAUGGAUCAUCAGGAUUUAUUUUUAUCAUUUAUUUGACAAAAUUUAUUCUAGGUGUCAUGGCUGUGUCUGCAAAAUCAUUUGGUUUUCUCACAGUUUUAAUAAUCAAGAAUAUAAUCUGCAGUUGUCUACAUGUUACUGCACCAGCAAAUAGUCCCAUACCGGCAUCCAAAGCUGCUGCUUACAUUCCCUCUGAAUGUUAUCCCAAUGCUACAAGGAAUGAAUCAGUUCAAGAUUCAUACCCCGGUGGUGUCGAGGUCAAAGAUCCGUAUCGCUGGUUGGAAAAUCCGGAUUGUCCCGAAACAAGGCAAUUCGUUCAAGAUCAAAUGGCCAUUACCAAGCCUUACUUGGAGAAAAGCCCAUUCCGUGCAGAAUUGCAAACUCGCUACAAAGAAUUAAAUAAUUUUCCAAAGUCCUGGUGUACUUUUCAAAAAGGAAAAUAUUUUUUCAGUUUUCGGAAUAAUGGUUCGCAGAAUCACGAUGUGCUCUAUAAAUCAGAUUCAAUGACUGGUGGAGGUGAGGUAUUUCUCGAUGUGAAUACCCUCAGCAAAGAUGGAUCCGUUUCAUUAAGUGCCAUUACUUUCACCGAUGAUGGAAAACUUUUCGCAUAUGCACUCAGCAUAAGCGGCUCUGAUUGGAUGACGGUGUACUUCAAGGAUGUGGAAAAAGGUACUGACUUCAAAGAUAAGUUGGAAAUGGUUAAAUAUUCAGGUUUACCAUGGACAAAUGAUGAAAAAGGGAUAUUCUACGGGGGCUUUCGAGAUCAAAAAGGGAAAACCGAUGGUUCUGAAAACAAGGUUAGUAAAAAUCAUAAAAUAUACUACCACGUGCUUGGAACUGAGCAGAAUGAAGAUAUUCUCAUAGCGGAAUUUCCAGAGAAUCCUGAUUUUUAUUUAGGUGCCCAAGUGAGCAACUGUGGUAAAUAUUUAAUUAUCACCUCAUCAACUGGCUGUGACAAUAAUUUGGUAUAUGUAGCGGAUAUAAGUAAUGGAAUCGUGGCCAAACCCGAACUGAAACCAAUUGUCACAAAAUUGGAAGCAAAUUAUUACUUUAUUGCCAACAACGACAACGAAUUCAUUUUCCAAACUAAUAAAGACGCCGAUAAUUACAAAUUAAUUUCCUUCGAUAUUACAAACCCAGAUCCCAAAACAUGGAAAGACCUUAUUCCCGAAAAUAAAAAUAAUUCUUUGAAUUGGGCUUCCGCAGCGCAUGAUAAAUAUCUAAUUUUGUCUUACAUUGAAGAUGUUAAGGAUGUCGUUUAUUUUCAUGACAUAAUGACCGGCGAGAUGCUGAAAAGAUUCAAAUUUGACGUUGGUUCCGUUGAUGUUUGCUGUGACAGAAAAACCUCCAACGUAUUUUUCAACUUUGCGUCGUUUCUUACUCCUGGUAUCACUUAUCAUUGUGAUUUAUCGAAACCACCUUUUGAUUUAGAUAUCGUAUAUGAAAUUAAGUUGAAAAAUUUUGAUCGUGAGAAAUUCGCAGUGGAACAAGUAUUCUUCAAGAGUAAAGAUGGAACCAAAGUCCCCAUGUAUAUUGCCUAUAAGAAGGGUCUCAAGAAAGAUGGUAAUAAUUUCGCUUUCUUGCAUGGUUACGGUGGAUUUGGGUGCAGCACAUUACCUUACUUCUCUAUUCAUCGUUUAGUAGUCAUGAGUAAUUUCGAUGGUAUACAUGCCACAGCAAAUAUCAGAGGUGGAGGAGAAUACGGUGAAAAAUGGCAUCAAGAUGGGUGUUUGGAGAAGAAACAAAACAGUUUCGAUGAUUUUCAAGCCGCUGCUGAAUUUCUGAUCGCAGAACAAUACACCAACAGUAAAAUGCUUGUGAUCAAUGGAGGGUCAAACGGCGGUCUUCUAAUGGGUGCUUGUCUCAACCAAAGACCUGAUUUAUAUGCUGCUGUGGUCGCUGAUGUAGGUGUGAUGGAUUUGUUAAGAUUUGAUAAAUUUACAAUUGGGCACGCUUGGAAAACUGAUUAUGGUUCCCCAUCCGAUCCAAAAUUCUUCCCCAUUUUGUACAAAUACUCUCCUCUACAUAAUAUAAAAAUCCCUGAAAAUGGUGACCAGCAAUACCCCGCUGUUAUGCUCACAACUUCUGACCAUGAUGAUCGAGUUUCACCUUUACACUCAUUGAAGUUCAUUGCGACAUUACAAUAUGAAGCUAAGAAACAUCCCAAUCAGAAAAACCCUUUCAUAAUCAGGGUUGAAACAGAUGCCGGCCACGGAUGCGGAACACCGAUGGAUAAAAAAAUUGUUGAACUCGUAGAUAUGAUGUGCUUCAUAGUAAUCAAUCUGGGAAUCAAGUUUGAACCAUUCCUCUGUUAACGAAAUACUAGGUACCUACAUAAUGUAAACCUUGAAAUCUAUAAGUAUUUCAAGGGCCUUCCAAACUGUGAAAUUCCUCUUGAUCUGCUCAUGACAACUCAAACAGUAUUUUGUAGCAUAAGUUGAAUAUCAUUAGUUCAUCACAUAAUGCAGCUUAGAUACAAAAUAUGAAAAAGUUA